Messenger RNA from Pangasianodon hypophthalmus (striped catfish), 3996 nucleotides. RefSeq names its product mpv17-like protein. Gene Ontology annotation, cellular component: cytoplasm; membrane. The transcript is spliced from 4 exons. Lineage: Eukaryota; Metazoa; Chordata; Actinopteri; Siluriformes; Pangasiidae. The record is from RefSeq and is a predicted model, not a curated record. The coding region runs from base 224 to 808 and encodes 194 amino acids.
UGACGCGCAUGCGCGCUGUGGAGCGGAGCAGGUAGUGAAACCGGCUUUGAAGUACAGCUCCGUCCCACUGGGCUGUUUAACUCACAUCAUUAGCUUCAGGGACUCUUGGCUGGAUUCGGAGAAGGUGAUCGCAGGAUCAGGAAUGCUGGCUUUUCCGUCAGUGUGAGCUCGGGCAUCAGGAGCAGGUGUUUCUCAGUGAGAGCAGCUCUCAGUGUGCGUGAGAAUGCGGAACCCCAUCAGGAGGUAUCCGUGGCUGACUAACGUGACUCUGUACUCGGGGCUGUACGCCGGCGGGGACUUGAUGCAGCAGUAUUUAUCUAACAAGAAAGAUAGAAAGAUCGACUGGAGGCGCACGAGAAACGUCGCGAUCGUCGCUUUCUGCUUUAACGGCAACUUCAACUUUUUCUGGAUGCGCUUCUUGGAGCGCAGACUUCCCGGAAGCUCCGUGAGCACAGUGCUGCGGAAACUCGCCAUGGACCAGACCAUGUCUUUACCUCUGGCCAUAAGCGCCUUCUACACAGGUUUGAGUCUUUUAGAGGGUAAAGAUGACAUACUGGAGGACUGGAGAAACAAGUUCCUAAACACAUACACAACAGGACUCAUGUUCUGGCCGUUUGCGCAGUGCCUGAACUUUGCCCUGGUGCCCUUGUACCUGCGAACAACCUUCACUGGCUGCUGUGCUUUUGUCUGGGCUACCUUCCUCUGCUUCUCUCGCCAGCGUGGAGAUGGGACCCUGAAGGCAGCUAUGAACUGGAUACGCCAACUGAACAGUGAGGUGAAGGUUCAGGAAUCCAGUCAGAGCAAGUGAUUCUGUGAACGCACAGCAAGAAAGGUUCUUCAUCCUGAUUCCAUAUAUGGUCAUAGACGCACACUCAUGUUGUAAUUUGAUUUAUGUUAGUCACCAGCAAGGCAGGUAUUAUUACAGCGUUAACAACAGCUCAGGAAUGUUAGGGUGCUUUCAUACUGAUUAUACAGUCCAUACUUAUACAUACUUAUACAUACUGUCCAUUUGUUUUGUUUGAAUCUGAACCAUACUUUUUUUUUUGUUUGGUUUUGUUUUACAGUGCACGUAAUUAAACAAAUGAAAAAAAGGGGAAGAAAUUGCAUUUCUUGCAUUUCUGUAGUUCUACAGCUCUGUCCUUUGGCUCAGUUUAGCAGCUCACAUUUGUGAAGAAAUGCUGCUUGAAACCCAAAAUACAUGUCAAACACCAGCGUUUGACUCCAAAAGACUAAAUGCUGCUUAUGUGAAAGCACCCUUAGGAACUGGAAAAGAGCUAAAAUGUGGACUGACUGGGGGACUUGAGAACUUCACACUAAGGAGCAAAUAAUGCAAAAAGGUCACAUGGCUUUUUAAAACAGACAGUGUGACACGGCUCGACAAAUUACCCAUAAUACUCCAUGCUGUCCCUAUUUUCGCUACCAAGUUUCAGGCACCAUGCAAGCUGAGCCAAGGUACAGUAUGAGUGGAACUAAUAAUAGACAUUUUAGUUUCAGCCCCAGAACUGAAACACAACUGCCUCCUUUUUUUUUUUUUUUUUUUUUAACAUCUCAUAAGCUCAAGUAUUGUCACACUUGGCUAUGUUUGGGAGUGUGGGCAUCCAUUAAGUGAAAGUUUGCUCUCUUUAUUUUCACUAAAUAUUAACAGUGAAAGUAUUGUCUUAUUCAAAUGCUGUCAUCAACAAAUUGCUAUGUCUCUUGCUUACAUUUUACACCAUGAAAGAGAAAUGCAGCAGCUUCACAUGCAUUUUAACAUAGAAUGAAGUAUGCCUGGUUUCAUUUCAAAAUGUUUUUUUAGUCCAAAGAAUCCAUCUGUUAACACUGCAAAGGAGUGUUUUAAAAAAAUCGUAAAAAUGUACAAAAAAAUAAAAAAUAAAAAUAAAAAUGUUAUAUUUUCCUAUUUUUAAGAUUAAAUGCUUCUAGACAGUUUGAAAUUAAAUUUAUUUUAAAAAAGAAAAAAAAUUAAAAGAGAUCAUUAUAUCCAUGAUAUCACAGAAAUGUGUAUUGUGACGUAAUUAAUCACAAUAUCGAUAUUAUAGUUUCAUAUUGCCCAGUCCUACUUUAGUGCACCAACUCCAGAAGUAAAAUCUGUUGCACAAAGGUAAUGUAUUCAUGGACUUGUUAUCUUUCAUUGAAUUUCAUAUUUUUUUAUGAAAAAAAUUGUAUAAUGCAGUUACAUUAGUUUUUGGUUAGUUAAUUACAUGAGACAUGUCACUGGAGAGUAAUGUUUUUCCUGCCCUUAGCAAAAAAAGAAAAAAAUCAUUAAUUUAAUUCGUUCAAGAAUAAUUAAUCAGGAAAAUGUUUAACUUUAAUAGAUUUUAAAUAUAAACUUGGAGCUUAAUUUUUAAAAGUAGGCUUCAUGGGGAGUGCUUUUUCUGUACGUAACCAAAAAGAGACUUUUUAUUGUUAUCCAAAUAUAUAUAUAUUAUUGUUAGUGGAUAUACUAUUUUUUAUGAUCAAAAAACUUACUUAAAAAUGUCCACUUUACAAAAAAGAAUCUGAUAUAAUAUAUAUGUAUAACUGGGUGAUAAGGUAUACUGCAUGGUGAGAUAUAUAUAUAUAUAACUAUAUAACUAUAUAACUAUAUAUAUAUAUAUAUAUAUAUAUAUAUAUAUAUAUAUAUAUAACUAUAUAACUAUAUAACUAUAUAUAUAUAUAUAUAUAUAUAUAGUUAUAUGGUGCAGUUUGGUUGGCAAGGAAACACAUUUUCUGAGCUGGGUUUAAGAGUUUGCUCUGUUACUAACAGCAUCCUCCAUAGCAACAUCACUGGAUCAUUAUUCUUUUUAUAACAAGCGCUUAAUCUGAACUUAUUGUUUUAACAGAUAAAAAAGAUUUUGCAUUAAAUAUUGUAUUAUAUACACGAUAUGGCCAAAAGUUUGUGGACAUCUGACCAUCACACCUAUAUGUGCUUGCUGAACAUCCCAUUCCAGAUUUAUUCCCCCUUUGCUGUUAUAAUAAGCUCCACUCUUCUGGGAAGGCUUUCCACUAGAUUUUGGAGCGUGACUGUGGGGAUUUGUGUUCAUACAGCUACAAGAACAUUAGUGAGAUCAGGAACUCAUGUUGGGUGAGGAGGUCUGGGGUGCAGUCGGUGUUCCAGUUCAUCUCAAAGGUGUUCAGUGGGGUUGAUGUCAGGGAUCUGUGCAGAACUCCAACCUUAACACACCAUGUCUUCAUGGAGCUCACUUUGUGCACAGGAGCAUUGUCAUGCUGGAACAGGUUUCAGCCUCUUAGUUCCAGUGAGGAGAAAUUGUAACGCUACACCAUACAAAAACAUUUUAGACAACUCUGUGCUUCUAAAUUUGGAGGAGAUGCACAUAUGGGUGUGAUGGUCAGAUGUCCAUAAACUUUUGGCCAUAUAGUGUAUAAUACUGUAUAUCUGUAAGAAACAGCUAUUGAUAUUCUUGAUAUUGAUACUCACACCAUCACAAUGUUCUUAUGUGAUCUUGGGUAUAUGCUUAUUAAAAGAAAAAAUUAAGAUGUCUUCCAAAUAGUUUACGGUCACAUCAGUGAGCCAUGUCGAGCAGUGUGUGUUUUCAGGCUAGCUUGUUAUUGCAGGUCACUGAAUGAACUUAACUGGAACUGAGAUGUAUCUUGUGAAGAGUUAAAAUGUUAUUAUGGUACAAUAGUUCUAAAAUGGUAGAGUAGUCAUUUGCGUGUAGGAUUUUCUCAUGGAAACACCAGCCUUUACAAUGUAUCAAAAUGUUUUCUAAUGUCAGUGUCUGUUAAAAUUUUAUUAUUUUAACAAAGAAUUGUUUUACCUCUGAGGCAGGAGAAUUAUGUUACUACUGAUUGUAUGUAAAAUGUAAGAGGCCUGUAUUAACUGCCAAAUAUGAAAAAGAUAAUGUCUCUGUUAUAAUAUUACAAAUAUGCUGUAUUUUAGAGCAAAACUUUUUUUAAACAAAUGUUUCAUUCUGGAUCAUGUGCUGGUGACUACUUCUGCAAAACAGGUACUGAGGAUUUGCAUUGAGUCUACCUCAUAAUAAAGUGACGAGACAGUCA